This is a messenger RNA of Varanus komodoensis (Komodo dragon), 3319 nucleotides long. RefSeq names its product mannosidase beta like (gene MANBAL). NCBI's taxonomy places the organism in Eukaryota, Metazoa, Chordata, Lepidosauria, Squamata, Varanidae. Gene Ontology annotation, cellular component: membrane. The record is from RefSeq and is a predicted model, not a curated record. Bases 417 to 674 code for a protein of 85 amino acids. The transcript is spliced from 4 exons.
GCGCGGGGAGCAGCGUCGCGCCUUCCUUCGCUGUCCGGAAACAUCUUCUGGGCAGCAGUAGAUGGGAAAGGCUCGCCCAGCCGUGUACUGAGCGGGGAAAGCGAUUCUUUUCCGCUGCUUUCUGUGUGGAUCGCGGUGCAAGAGUGCAGGGGGAAAAAGCCUUCUUUACCUUGUCCCGGUCAAAGAUAGCUUUCAUGUUCAUUCUUAUCUCUCCUUCCUUCCUUCCUCUUCGCUUUCUUCUGUAUAAUGUGUUGUGCCCUUUCGCAGAGGGCUGAGAGAAAGAAGGGUGGAACUUGAAUUGGAAUGAGGCAGGAUAGUUACACAGUUGAGGAGAAGGCACAAACCACAACACUUGAAAGAAAUAAAUAAAUUUAUAGCAUCUGAAAUUGUUGGAGAUACAGCUGGGGAUUUCUGCCAUGGCUGCUGAGCUGGACUUCUCACCCCCUGAAAUUCCAGAGCCUACGUUCAUGGAGAAAGUCUUGCACUAUGGCCUCUUCUUUGGUGCCAUUUUCCAGCUCAUUUGUAUAUUGGCCAUAAUCCUUCCAAUUCCCAAGACGCAUAAAAUGGAUACUGAAAGCUUUGAGAUGAAGACUGCAGAAGUAAUAAAGAAACCCAAAACUGUUGCUGCAUCAGUGAGCAAGAAGCCUAAGAAAGAAACCAAGAAGAAACGGUAAAACAGCUUCAUGGCAGAAAUGAUCGAGGCAGUUUCUGGAACCAUCAAGCUUUGUUGAAGACAACCAGGGUGAAAAACAACAGACUUAGGAUCAAGCUGUGCUUGAGGAAGUACUAAAAUGACUUGAGGGUGAUUGUUUCAUCUGCUCCGUUGUAAAUACCUGUAAGGCUCACUGAAUUUCUCCACUUAGGAUGAAAAAUUUAGCAGUUACCAGAGUGGACAGAGAAUAGGUCACCUCCUUUGUAUCUUUAAGAUGUGAAACGCAACUCCCAUGAAAGAGGACUGGACCAUAAGUGUGGCUCCACAAAAUGCUUUUUCCCCUGUGGUAUUGCAUGGUUACACACUACAGCUUCUUAUUUUGUAAGUUUUUUAAUGUGCCUAAUAAGCCUCUUUUUAUAACCCAGUUGUUUUCAUUUGUUUUGUUGUUUAAAGGGCUCAUCAUUCUUGCAUUUGGCUUUCCUUGAAUAAGCUUAACUGUCAUCCUCUGCCGCAGCUUUCCCCAAGCUGGUUCACUGCUACAAAUCCUAUCAUCCCAGUCACCAUGGCCAGUGGUGAUCCAACAAGUCUGGGAAAGUCUGCCCUAUUGUUUAUGCAAAAUUACAUAAGUAACAAUUAUUUUCUAUGUUUUGAAAUGUAUUUCAUAGUUGUUCUUAUUCAAGUACCAUGUGGGCUAAGUGAACAUUAAUUCAUACUCAGUGAACAUUAAAAUUAUUUGCUUGCAUACAAAUGAAUCCCACAGUAAGGGCAACAAUGCAACCCUAUACCUUUGUCUAAUUACCAUGAUUCCAUCUUACUCAAUCACAUGGCCUCCAUUGCUCUCUCUGAUAGUGAAUUCAGGUACUAAGUUACAGUGGCCAAAGCCACAUACAAGUCAGAUUAUCAUCAUGUUUUGGGGGUGGGGACCCCAAGGUUUGCAGAAGUAGAAAAUUCCUUUAUAACCCCCCCCUGCCAAAGAAGCCAUCCCACCCCCAGUAAAUUAGCCAUAUGAGGAGAGCACGGUCUGACACUGCGCCGCACUGCAGCAUUUCCCACAUGUUUUUCUGAAUAUGUGAUCAUGAACCACUUUUGCUAGCCUCCCCUGUCUAGGAACAGGAGCUGCUUUAUGCAUCGUCUUCUUUAGAGUCUCAUGUGACAGGUGACAUUUAAUUUAUCAUAUUUAUACACUGUUUCAUGUUCUCAAAAACCCAUGUCAUAGCUAAGAAAGGUAAGAUGUCUAUCAAUUUAACGCUGGAGUCAGCAUUCCAGAGAGCCUGGGAGGAUUGAUACCUGCUGUUAAAUUGACAUCAUUCCAAGGUGCCACUGAGAUGGACUGAGAGAAGCAACCUUCACAUUUUUGGCCCCGUUGUUUUUUCCCCAGUAACGUGCUAAAAAAGUAUGGUGAGCCUUCUGUAUCUAUUACCCCUUUGACCAUUUCAUUCUUGUACUAUUCUAUAAGAUGCUGGGAAUCCAGUUAAGGGGUAAUUGCAGGUAAAGCAUCCAGUUAAUAGAUUGCUGUUGCAAUGCUUCCUCCCUGCCCCAGCUCUCCCCCAGUAUUGGCCUUUCUGAACUCAGUGGGAACAUGCUUGACGUUUCUUAAAGUUUGUUACUGUGCUUUCAGACCUUCCUGUACUCUCUAUUCCAUAAUGUUUAGACUGAAUUCCAGCCCAGCGAGAAUGAAUCACCUACACGUGUAAUAAAUGUAAACUGCCAAAGGUUCCCCACUGCACAUUAUAGAGGACAGUCAUCUGUAAUGGGUCAGUGGCCUUCUGGUAUGCUUAAUAGUCCACUGCAGCAGCUUCAGGUGAAUAACACCCCUUGUUGCAGUUCCUAAGUCAGUGCUGGAGGCAGGUUUAGCAGGUUCUUCAUUAUUAAACGGAGUCGUAUCACACAUUGGAUCUCAAGAGCUCUCUCUGCUUGUGUGGCUUAGAAGAACUGCAACAUACUUUUGGAUAUUCUGCCUACUGGUAGUCUACAGCCUGAGUACCAUAACACUGAUAGGACAGAGAGCCUGUCUGUCUGAAAUGACAUAUUUUCCCCAUUGACUCCUUAGUUUCAUUGCCCUUCAAAGUUUUCAUGGCACUUUAGAAACUAAGCAUAAUAUAUUUAGGAAUCCAGCCCAUGUAGAAGAUGCUCGUAUACGCAGUAGAGCUCUGUUUCUCCCUGCAAAUGGAACAGAAAUUGCCUUAUGGAAAUGCAUAAAUAUUAGAUCUCUGAAAUUGUCCAUAUUUUUUUGUAUAUGUGUAUUAUAAAACAUGUAAAGCAAUGGGCUCUUUGGUUGGAAUGGGAAGGUCUGUUCAUGCCAUGUGUGUCCUCUGCAAAUACCCCAUCUCCCAAGCAAGGUUAAGUUGUAUCCCCGUGAGGAGAUAUAUGCCCAUACAGAUCUCCAAAGUCCUCCUAUUGCUGUGCCUGCAGCCUUGCACAGGCAGAUGGGGCAGUGGAAAGGAAAAGGAUUCUGUCAAACCUGUGGCAUUCCUGAGAAUUCAUUUGCUGUGUAUACAGUGGGCUGUUUACACCCAGAGUAUUUCACCUUGGACACUCAUAAUUUUCCUUGAACUUCUUCAGAUAUCACAUGUUAUAGUUGAUGAGCAGCAGUGUAUCAUUUUCAAUAAAAUAACUGAUAAGUAUUAAAUACAACAGGGCUAGGGAAAUAAAAUUGAUCUCACCGGA